AUGACAUCGAGGAGACGAUUAGCCUUAGCAGAUGAGCCAGCUCAGGAGAAAAAGACGUGUCUUUCAACCCCAACUGUAUACCAUGCUGCAAUCAUAAUUUUUCUGGAGUUCUUUGCUUUUGGCCUCCUUACCACUCCGAUGAUUACGGUUCUUGAUGAGACAUUUCCGAAACAUACCUUCCUCAUGAAUGGGAUAAUUCAAGGGGUGAAGGGGUUCCUGUCGUUUUUAAGUGCACCUCUGUUGGGUGCGCUUUCUGAUGCUAUUGGGAGAAAACCGUUUCUCCUUUUAACCGUCACAUUCACCUGUUCUCCAAUUCCACUGAUGAAAAUCAGUCAUUGGUGGUACUUUACAAUGAUUAGUAUAUCGGGAAUAUUCGCUGUUACCUUCUCAGUUGUUCUUGCUUAUGUCGCCGAUAUCACAACUGAGGAAGACAGAAGUUGGGGCUAUGGGUUGGUUUCGGCCACCUUUGCCGCCAGCCUCGUCACUUCUCCUGCAAUCGGAGCCUACCUUGGUCGAAUUUUCAGUGAGGAUUUGGUAGUGGCCCUGGCAACUGCCAUUGCCUUCUUGGACAUCUUUUUCAUCCUUGCGUGUGUCCCGGAAUCUUUGCCGGAGAAGGUGCGUGCGAGCCAUUUGUGUUCCAUCACCGGUCGAAGUGGUAGCGCUGGCAGCGGGAAACUGUCUUGGGAUAGGGUGGACCCAUUCGCGGCAUUACGAAAGGUGACCAACGAUUACCUGGUAUUGAUGGUGUGCAUCACCACGUUUUUCUCCUAUCUUCCGGAGGCCGGACAGUAUUCCUGUUUUUUCGUCUAUUUGCGACUGGUCCUCGGUUUUAGCGAAGAAAGCGUGGCCCUCUUUAUCGCCGUUGUAGGAAUACUUUCUUGCAUUUCUCAGACGGUUAUUCUCGGACUGCUGAAUACAUGUAUGGGGCCCAAACAAGCAAUUAUUAUCGGUCUAGUGUUUGAGGCCAUUCAGCUCACGCUAUAUGGGUUCGCCACACAACCGCUGCUCUUGUGGACUGCCGGUCUGGUUGCUGCUAUGGGAACGGUUACUUAUCCAGCUCUGAGCGCUUUUGUCUCAAAACAUGCCGCAGCUGAUCAGCAGGGCGUAGCUCAGGGCCUCGUGACAGGUAUUCGCGGUCUAUGUGGUGGACUUGGUCCUGCACUGUUUGGGCUGAUUUUCUACAUAUUUCAAGUUGACCUGAAUACCCAAACAUCAACCUCCGAGUCAGUCAGCACAAAGGCUAAUCUUGUGGUAACCAGCUAUCCGCAGCCAAUUCAAGAUAAAAUUCUUCCUGGUCCGCCGUUUGCAUUUGGAGCCGUUUUAGUACUUCUCGCUAUUUUCGUCGCAUGGUUUAUUCCAGAAAAUCCCAAAACUCCUGCUGCGGUACAGUCGGGUGGAUCAUUUUUUGGAGGUGAAGGCGGUACGGUUGACUCUCUCUUAGGCAAUACCUCAUACGAUCGCAAUAUUUUGAGACGGCCUUCGCCUGCAACGGAAUCAUCAUGCGAUCUUGUAUCUGGUGACUGCCAUGAUUGUGCAACGUUUUUGUUAGAUGUGAAGCCUCAUCCAAAACACUUCCAUACAGGCGAAAAAGAGCACUUUGCGACAGCAGUUGGUGAACCUGGACUUUGGGAUAGACUAUUUUCCAGCUGGUCUGAUCGUCGUCGUCCGCUUGCGGUGCGACGUUCCAAUCGUCUGUUUCGUCAGCCUACCGUAUCGUUUACACGGGCUCACUUUGUUGAACCUUUUCGACGUCUUUUGACAGGUUUCUCCAGUGGUCGAACCAUUAUUGGUUCUGAUGUGCCCCAACUCACGGUUCUACCCAGUCAGUAUACCGACGGGGCCACAUUAGAUGUUUUCGGCUCCAGUGACUUGUUGCGCAACAAACCGCAUCAGAUCCAAUCUCGUCACGAAACAGAAGCAGCCGAUCUGAGCAACUACCGAAGUCAUAACCUCAAGCAUUUUCUGACUAGCCCCUCUUCCGAAGCAGAUGUAUUCACCGCACGUCGCUUCGAUGUGUCCCACAAGAACCAUGCUUUUUCAGCGUCACCCGAAGCUGCGGAACACAAGAGUCUUCUGUCAGCUCCGUUUAGCGAUGUGAACAUGCAACCUGUAUCACUUGAGGUUUCCACCCCUUUGGACACACUCACGCGUGCCCCAUCAAUAUUCUCAGUCUUUUUCAAACGUCCUUCGCGAUGUUGGAGCUUGUCUUAUGCUGAUCCAAUACCCAAGCUGAAUCGUGUAAUUUUAUCCAGAGAUCUCGAGCUUCUCUCCAUUUCUUUGUAUCCGUCGUCAUCCACCCACUCCAUAGUGGGUCAAGCCAGCGGUGUUCUACUUUACUAAACUCAGCGUGAAUUAGUGAGACUUUUAGGUUUUCCUAAGUUCCGAUGCACAAUUCCGUCGAGAUGCAAGCAGUGUUCCAGUUGCGCCUUCUCUCCACAACAUGUGUGAUCCUGGAUUCGCGCUCACUGUACUCUGUCGGCAUCAGGCAUGUCACGUGAUUAGUUCGGUACAGAUGCAAGGCAUGUAAAAUCACAUCUGUUUGUCUCCUUGUUUGCGCCUUCCUCACUACUACUGCAUGCAGUGAUCACAGCUAUUUAGUCACAACUAUUUGUUCUAAUAUUUGUACAAAAAUCUGAAUAUCGGUCUCGGACGUGUUCGAUGUACACACUAUUUCUGGUCUCCAAUAUAAAUGUUAUUUGCCAACGACUGAUUCGCUCUUCUGUGAACCAGGGUCAGUUUACCUCAUUUUUUUUAUUUCGGCUGCUCCCAACUACUGAUGCCUACGCAUCAGUAUGGGCACAAGUUACAUUUCCGAG
Molecule: messenger RNA, 2816 nt
Organism: Opisthorchis viverrini
Lineage: Eukaryota; Metazoa; Platyhelminthes; Trematoda; Opisthorchiida; Opisthorchiidae
Exons: 11
Coding region: 1-2340 (779 amino acids)
Biological process (GO): transmembrane transport
Cellular component (GO): membrane
Molecular function (GO): transmembrane transporter activity
Source: RefSeq, a predicted model, not a curated record